This is a messenger RNA of Cantharellus anzutake, 690 nucleotides long. RefSeq lists its product as uncharacterized. The coding region runs from base 115 to 618 and encodes 167 amino acids. Gene Ontology annotation, molecular function: iron ion binding; monooxygenase activity; heme binding. The record is from RefSeq and is a predicted model, not a curated record. The transcript is spliced from 2 exons. Lineage: Eukaryota; Fungi; Basidiomycota; Agaricomycetes; Cantharellales; Hydnaceae.
AUUGGGUUGUUGCCAUGGGGUUGAGAACCGGAGCAAGUGGAACAGGAGUACCCGCUUGGCAGAACUAGCAUUUUGGGGUGUUUAGGCAGGGUAUCGGUCGUACUUUAUGAAUAUAUGAGGGGUUAUCGGGCAUUCUGUAUUAGCCCGAUCAUUUCGCUGGUGGGAUUAUAUAGGCUAGACUUCCGGUUCUUUGCCUGCGUGUUCAUUACAGAUCCAGCGUGCAGGACAAAUCCCUCUAUAUAUUGGGUCUUUGGGUACUUUCUAGUACUCCAUAUCUCCCUGUUCAGGAUGUACCACUUUUUCUUCGUGGGUGUGGUCCUUGCUAUCACUUGGCUAUUCCAGCAGAGAAACAAAAGGAAGCUACCCUACCCUCCUGGACCAAAAGGCUAUCCAAUCAUUGGAAAUGCUACAGAACUUAAAGUAUCUCACUCAUGGGUGUAUUACCAGAAGUUAAAAGAACAAUAUGGCACGUACCCUACGCUAUUGAUACAAAACCUCGUGAUAGAGCCAAGAGGAAUUAACAUAACAUAUAGGGGACGUUGUUUAUUUGUCCGCUAUGGGGCAACCCAUACUCAUUUUGAACUCUCGCAAAGCCAUUCAAGAUCUUGUCAUCGAUAAAGCUGCCAUAUUUGCCAAUCGUCCCAAAUUGACGAUGUGCGGCGAGCUCGUCGGCUGGGAAAAAACUAUCGG